AUCAGCAAGCAAUUGAAGCAUCAAUUACUAUUAACUUAGCAAAUUUGUUUCCCCUUUUCUCUCCAGGAACCUACUAGUUCAGGAACCUACUAGUCAUGUCUAACCCCAACCUUUUGGACAUUGAACCCGGUGGAGAGAACACCCAGUAUGAAUCCAUUCGAUUAUUUACGGAGACCCCACACAAGCAAACGGGGCAAUUGGGUGUAAACUCGCCACACACGAAAAGCGAAAUGAGGACUUAUUUCGAUUCUGACAACAACGGCCAGAAGCUGAGAGAUGAGGACGAAGAGGAGGCGCAGAGGCUUGAGGGCGAAUUCACAUCUAACAUAUCCGGGGAAACGGAUAAAGACUCGAAGGAGAAUGAAGCAGCGGCGAAGACGAGGAGGCAGCAGGGGUAUGGACCUGGUUCCGGCGUCGGCGCUUAAGCGACGCUAAGAAGGCGUGAAUGACAUAGCGUGGCAGAGGCGGGGUUUAAGGAGAAGCGGAAGAAGCGGAUGAGCUGGAUGAUGUGGAGUUGGGAGGUGUGGCCAUAUUGUCUGUACCUAGGGCCGGACUCCUCCGUGGUUUUUUGAGGCUUUCAAGAGUGACACCGUUGCCGAGUUUUGUGAUACCGACAACAGGCGGGUCACCCUUCUUCACAAAUUCCCAGAGGCC
Aspergillus novofumigatus IBT 16806 is the source of this 654-nucleotide messenger RNA. RefSeq lists its product as uncharacterized. Lineage: Eukaryota; Fungi; Ascomycota; Eurotiomycetes; Eurotiales; Aspergillaceae. The transcript is spliced from 4 exons. Bases 96 to 425 code for a protein of 109 amino acids. The record is from RefSeq and is a predicted model, not a curated record.